GUACGAUUUAGUUCAGUUCGAAGAGCCGUAAACAACAGAUCAAUUCUGAUUUCAGCGCAAAAUCAUAAUAAUGAGGAAAUAUAUAGAACUUUUCGCUUUUUUGUUAAUUCUAAAAACGAGUUUGUGUUCCAAUGAAAGACUGGAAAGUAUUAUCGAUGGUUAUGGUCAACUGAUUGAAUCGAAGGAACAGGAACUGUUAUUGCUGGAGUCGCAGAUCAACGAUUUGUUAAAGAAGUUGGAUGAAAUUAAGAUCAAUAGUGGGAAUAUCUUGGAGUUGGACCAACUAAGAAAAAGUCUAAUAGAAAAAGACGAAAAACUCAAGGUCUGUGAGAGCAACUUCAAGAAUCAACAGAGCUCCCCAGGAUUCUGGAACACAAUGAAGGAAGUCAUAAAGCCAAAACUAGAGGAAAAACUAAAAUCAAUGUGUACAAAAACUGUGGAAGACAAUGCAAAUUCUAUAGGUGCCAAAAGUGUGGAAUCCAAUGAAACCAGCACAUGGGAUAGCAUUAUGAAUAAUUGGAAAGAUAUUCCCCGCCAGAUAAUCGUUUAUUUUUCAGAGAACUGAUACGUAUUUAAAUAAAAGACCACACUCAAAUACUCUA
This is a messenger RNA of Drosophila simulans, 602 nucleotides long. RefSeq lists its product as uncharacterized. Lineage: Eukaryota; Metazoa; Arthropoda; Insecta; Diptera; Drosophilidae. The record is from RefSeq and is a predicted model, not a curated record. Bases 71 to 565 code for a protein of 164 amino acids. The transcript has a single exon.